UGCCACACAUGUUCACUGCUGUGUCCCUUUCAAGCUGCUGGAGGGGCUUAGCCGCAGAGAGCCCUAAGGAAUGCCAAAACGUCCACUCUUUCCCUUGUGUCAACUACAACAGCUCUAUCGCUGAACGGAAGUACCCAAGUCAAUCAGGCAGCAGGGCUGCUGGAGACAUCAACCUGCACCCACGCGUCCCGGUUUCAAGAGUUUCACGGGUUUCAUGGGGUUUCCUGGUUUCACAGAAGACAGCACUGCUGUUCUAUGACAUGCAAAUAAGAAAUGGAAUAUUUCCUGCCGUAUCAGUAAACGACGGAUGUCACAGUCAUCAGCAAUUGCAGCCACCGCCGAUGAUGAGCUGCUGAGACCUGCGGGAACGCAGGAGGGAAGGGCUACCUGCCAUAUAGCAGCCAUCACACUGCAGCCACUCCAGACAUUAUGGAGACCAACGAAGGGACCAGAGCAGAUUCCUCCCCUUCACCUGAACUCUACAAGGAUCUGGAGCCUUAGUAAUCAGCAGAGGCGACUUGUGCCUGCCCACUCACCUCUUGGAGGAGUCCAGACAAAUCUGGGACCGUCUCCAGAGUGGAUGGUCCGACACACCCUGACCCCAGGGGACCUGAGGGACCUCCGAGUGGAGCCUAUUAAAAGCAGUGUUGACCUGGAGGACUCUUCAAUUUUGAUGAACAUAAGCUGGAUACUCCGGGCAGAUGCCAGCAUCCGCUUGUUGAAGGCCACCAAGAUCUGCGUGAUGGGCAAAAGCCACUUCGAGUCCUACAGCUGCGUCAGGUGCAAUUAUACCCAGGCCUUCCAGACUCAGACCAGACCCUCCGGUGGCAAAUGGAUGUUUUCCUACAUUGGUUUUCCUGUCGAACUGAACACAGUCUAUUUCAUUGGGGCCCAUAACAUCCCCAAUGCAAAUAUGAAUGAGGACGGCCCCUCCAUGGCUGUGAACUUCACCUCCCCAGGGUGCCUGAACCCCAUAAUGAAAUAUAAAAAAGAGUGCAUCGAGGCAGGAAGUCUGUGGAAGCCAAACAUCACCGCUUGCAAGAAGAGCGCGAACACAGUGGAAGUGAAUUUUACCACCAGUCCCCUUGGAGACAGAUAUAUGGCGCUCAUCCAAAACACCACCGUGAUUGGGACUUCCUAUGUGUCAGAGAAGGAACUAACUCGAACUUCCAUGGUGGUUCACGUGACUGGGGAAAGUGAAGGUGCUGUAGUCCAGCUGACUCCGUAUUUCCGUACCUGUGGCAACGACUGCAUUCGACAAAGAGGAACCGUGGUGCGCUGCCCACAAAUGGGAGUCUCUUCUCCUCAGGAUCAUGACAGAAGUGUGCUGGGUGGCUGGCUGCCUCUCCUCCUGUCCGCUCUGCUUGUGGCCACAUGGGUGCUGGUGGCUGGCAUCUAUCUGACCUGGAGGCACGAACGGAUCAAGAAGACUUCCUUCUCAGCUGCCACGCUACUGCCCUCUAUUAAGGUUCUUGUGGUUUACCCUUCUGAAAUAUGCUUCCAUCACACAGUUUGUUACUUCACUGAAUUUCUUCAAAACCGCUGCAGAAGUGAAGUUAUCCUUGAAAAGUGGCAGAAAAAGAAAGUAGCUGAGAUGGGUCCUGUGCAGUGGCUUACCACUCAGAAGCAAGCAGCGGAUAAGGUCAUUUUCCUUCUCUCCAAUGAUAACUCCAUGUGUGAUGGUGCCUGUGACAAGAACGAGGGCGGCCCCUGUGAGAACUCCCAAGACCUGUUCCACCUCGCCUUUAACCUCUUCUGCAGUGAUCUGAGAAGCCAGGCUCAUCUGCGCAAAUACGUGGUGGUCUCCUUCAGAGAGGGCGACAUCAAAGAAGACUACAGCGCGCUCAGGGCCUGCCCCGCGUACCGCCUCACGCGGGACGCUGCAGACCUCUGCGCGGAGCUCCUCCACGCCAAGCGGCGUGUGUCGGUGGGGAGAAGGCCGCGCGCCUGUCACUACAACUGCCUCUCCCUGUAGCCCAGCCACAAAGCAGGAGACCUUAAAGCCUUCUGACCCCUCCAGUCACAGGGGAAAAAGUGUCUGUGAGAAUCUGAAGUUUACCAUAUAGGCUACUUGCAGGGAGGAUUACAGCUGCACCUUGAACAACCCAAGGGUGCUGACCCCUCUGCCGCUGAAAAUCCAGGGAAAACCUCACAGUCCAUCAUGUGUACCCGGGGCUCAACCAUCUGCAGAUGUGUCAUACGUUAUUUACUGAAAAAACUGCGCAAAUGAAUGUAGCUGCCCAGUUCAAACUUGUAUUGUUCAAGAGUCAACCAUAUGUAUAUCUGCUUGAGCAAAAGGAAUAGGGAGGAUUUACAAUGGAAUACAUAACACCUUAAUCUAGUAAUUAAACGUUAAACCAAUAAAAUUGUUAUUACUAAAGACUGUGGCAUUAAAGAAUGGAAACUAAA
This is a messenger RNA of Odocoileus virginianus texanus, 2409 nucleotides long. The record is from RefSeq and is a predicted model, not a curated record. NCBI's taxonomy places the organism in Eukaryota, Metazoa, Chordata, Mammalia, Artiodactyla, Cervidae.